AUGCUCACGACGGCUGGGCGGCGGCUGUCGCGCGUCUCCGCGUCGCCACGGCCUCGUAUGCGUAACUACACACUCGGUAAUAUGCCACCACCACCUGCUGUAAAUAUACGGACCCAUGAUCAGAUUUCUCCACAGGAACGCAAAUUUCUCGAAGCAGCCGAAAGAGGUGACAAGCCAACACUGCAAGAAUGCCUUCUUACGAAAGAAGGCGAGACGCCAUUAAAUGUUAAUUGCCUGGACUCGAUGGGAAGGUCGGCAUUAGAGAUAGCUGUUGACAACGAAAACAUCGAGAAAGAAGGCGAGACGCCAUUAAAUGUUAAUUGCCUGGACUCGAUGGGUAGGUCGGCAUUAGAAAUCGCUGUUGACAACGAAAACAUCGAGGUUGUCGACCUACUCCUGAAGCAUCCAGACAUCCGGAUUGGGAAUGCCUUAUUGUGUGCGAUACGAGAAGGUGUCUAUCGAUUGGUCGAAAUGCAAGUGAAUCAUCCGUCAAUUACGCGUGAAAUGCUCGGCGAUGGUUGGGCCGAACAUCUCGAUCCUUCAGAGGUUGCUUCAGCCGAAUAUUCAAGUGAUAUUUCACCGAUUAUCCUGGCAGCUCAGCUCAAUCAGUUCGAGAUUCUUCAAAUGCUCCUCAGGAAAGAUGCACGAAUUGAAAGGCCACAUCGGUACUCGUGUAUUUGUGAGACUUGUGAUCGCGAACGGCUGAAUGACUCGCUACAGUACUCAUUGAAACGGAUUAAUACUUAUCGAGCACUUGCCAGUCCUGCUUGGAUGAGUCUCACCAGUCCCGAUCCUAUUUUAUCUGCUUUCAAACUCAGCUGGGAGCUACAACAUCUGUCAGCAGUGGAACAUGAGUUCAAGGAGACUUAUCUCCAGCUUGCUGAACAGUGCAAGCAGUUCGCAUGUGAUCUUAUCAGUCAAUGCCGAAGUAGUGAGGAGGUCAUAGCAGUUCUGAAUAAGGACUGCAACACCCACGACGAGAAUGUGGAUGUGUGGGCGUCAAAGCUGAGCUUAUCCCGACUGAAGCUGGCCAUCAAAUACGAACAGAAAGCUUUUGUCUCCCAUCCACAUUGCCAACAAUUGCUCACUUCAAUCUGGUAUGAAGGUUUUCCGGGACGACAACAACGUGGUUCAUCAUGGAAUAUUAUCGUCUGUAUAGCUCUAAUCAUUCUAUGGCCUGUUUUGGCUAUCUGCUAUAUUCUGAUGCCGAAAAGUCGCAUUGGACGAAUCGUCAGAUCGCCAUUCAUGAAAUUUCUUUACUACUCGAUAUCAUUUGGUUGUUUUCUGCUUCUUCUCACUCUGGCUACGUUUGAAAGCUAUCGAAGUGAAAAAGGCGAACGAAAGGGUGGUGGGACAACGAGAGCUUCAGAUCGUGGCCCACCUCCUACGUUCAUUGAAUCAUUAGUGGUGGCAUGGGUUCUAGGUAUGUUAUGGUCAGAAAUCAAACAACUAUGGGAAGAAGGUUUCACCAAAUACGUACAUCAAUGGUGGAAUUGGUUGGAUUUCAUUAUGAUCUGCCUAUACUUGUGUACGAUUUCUGUGAGGUUGAGUGCCUAUUGGAUCUACAGCUAUCUGGAUUAUCCACAACGUUACUCGAUUCGCACUUACUGGGAAGCUUAUGAACCGAUGUUGGUGGCUGAAGCGCUUUUUGCCGUGGGAAACGUUUUCAGUUUCGCUCGCAUCAUUUAUCUGUUCCAGACCAAUCCGUACCUUGGACCACUACAGAUCUCGCUUGGCUGUAUGCUAGUGGAUGUGGCCAAGUUCUGCUUUAUUUUUGUUCUAAUCAUCAGCAGCUUCAGCAUCGGUUUGGCUCAACUAUACUGGUAUUACGACCCGGACACGCCGGUUUGUAUGACUCCCGACUCCUGUACGCUUGAGUCGAAUGUGUUUUCAUCCAUCGCCGAUUCAUACCUCACACUAUUGUGGUCGUUAUUUUCAAUCACAAAAGUGGAGGAUACAGAUGUGGCUGAGAACCACCAUCUGACGCAAUCAGUCGGUCGGGCAAUGUUCAUCAUGUAUCACUGCACGUCGAUUAUCGUACUGUUGAACAUGCUCAUCGCCAUGAUGAGCCAUUCGUUUCAGAUCAUCAACGAUCAUGCUGAUUUGGAAUGGAAAUUCCAUCGAACAAAGCUGUGGAUGGCACAUUUUGAUGAAGGAUCGAGUCUGUCCCCUCCAUUCAAUAUCAUAAUCACACCAAAGGCCAUUUACUACUUUUUCUUUUCGGCUCUGAACACAUUCCGCUGGCUUCUUGGCAAGUAUACCUAUUCAAAAAGCCGCAAUCGUGCAACGAUUCGGCGGCCCGGGUACUCUAGAAAGCGAGCGCUGUCGGAAAAAAAUCCUGACGACAGUACGGGUAAAAAACCAUUAACAUAUGCGGACAUCAUACAGCGGUUUUACCAUGGAAUCGCAUUUGGAAAAAGGUCAAUAUUACAAUUCGUUAGAUUCAUUCACCAAACAAAGAAAGACAUGAAAAUGGAUGGAGUGAAUGAGGAUGACCUGUUGGAGAUCAAGCAGGAUAUCAGUAGUUUACGGUAA
Molecule: messenger RNA, 2535 nt
Organism: Haemonchus placei
Lineage: Eukaryota; Metazoa; Nematoda; Chromadorea; Rhabditida; Trichostrongylidae
Source: the annotation of a GenBank genome assembly